Camellia sinensis is the source of this 977-nucleotide messenger RNA. RefSeq names its product peptidyl-prolyl cis-trans isomerase CYP20-1. Gene Ontology annotation, cellular component: cytoplasm; intracellular membrane-bounded organelle. NCBI's taxonomy places the organism in Eukaryota, Viridiplantae, Streptophyta, Magnoliopsida, Ericales, Theaceae. Gene Ontology annotation, biological process: protein folding; protein peptidyl-prolyl isomerization. The record is from RefSeq and is a predicted model, not a curated record. Gene Ontology annotation, molecular function: cyclosporin A binding; peptidyl-prolyl cis-trans isomerase activity.
CAUUCGCUGUACAACAUACGAAGUUCUCUUUUCCUUCAUCUUCUGUUGGUACUACCACUUUGAUCUCUUCAAUUCCUCUUCUUCGUAUCAAAGGCUGGAGGCGAAACCAAAAGGGUGUGUCGAAAACCAGAGACAAUGGCCACAAGAACUCGAUCGUUCUCACUCGCACUGGUGUGGACGCUAGUCCUCUUCGCAACCCUAGCUCUCACUCAGGCGAAGAAAUCGAAGGAGGAUUUAAAGGAAGUGACUCACAAAGUUUACUUUGAUGUUGAGAUUGCCGGAAAACCUGCUGGUCGUAUUGUCAUGGGUCUCUUUGGGAAGGCAGUUCCUAAAACAGCAGAGAAUUUCCGAGCACUGUGCACAGGGGAGAAAGGUGUUGAAGGUGGGAAACCUCUUCACUACAAGGGGAGCAAAUUCCAUAGAAUUAUUCCCAGCUUUAUGCUCCAGGACGGUGAUUUUACACUUGGUGAUGGACGAGGUGGAGAAUCAAUUUAUGGAGAGAAGUUUGCUGAUGAGAAUUUCAAGCUGAAGCACACUGGCCCAGGGUUUCUUUCAAUGGCAAAUGCUGGCCCAGACACAAAUGGCUCACAGUUCUUCAUUACAACUGUCACAACUAGCUGGUUGGAUGGCCGACAUGUGGUGUUUGGAAAGGUGCUAUCGGGCAUGGAUGUGGUUUACAAGAUUGAAGCUGAAGGCAAUCAGAGUGGCACUCCCAAGAGCAAUGUUCAAAUUGCUGACAGCGGCGAACUUCCUUUGUAAUGUUGUUUGAUUUAUUUUCGAUCAAUGGCAGCUGUUUUGCUUUCCUUCGUUCCAACAACGAUCUCAUUAAGCUAGCUUAGUUUGUGUAAUCAAUAAACCCCAUAGAUUGAGGUGGUAUUUUUCUGCAUCAACCUUAAUCAUUAGGAUAUUCCUCUAUUUCAGACUUUUUCAAGUAAUUAAAUCUUAUUUAGUGCUGGUACCACUGACUUGGAAUUGAA